AGCAUGGUUGUGGCCUUAGCAAUUUAGGCGAAGAGAAGAAAGUGCUGAAAAGAGAAAGUUGUUAUCCACAAGACAACGUCAUCAACAUUACACAAGGCGCAGGGUGUGAUGGCAACCUCUUUCUCUCCGACAGCCUCUGUCGGCUCCAUCAUCUUCCAAAACCCUCCCAAAGGCCUUCUUCUUCUCUCCCAGCAGCAGCAACAACGCUCCUUCGCCUCUUCUGCAAGCUAUGCAACUCUCAAGCUCCCUCGCGCCUUCGCACUUUCUCCAAGACCCCUCCUUUCCAAAGGGAGAACAACACUUGUGAGGGCUGCUACUAUCGAAGAAAUUGAAGCCGAAAAAGCCGCAAUUGAAAAAGAUGCUAAAACCAGGAUGGAUAGGACUAUUGAUAAUGUCCGUACAAAUUUCAGUUCCAUAAGGACAGGGAGAGCAAACCCAUCCAUGCUUGACAAAAUUCAGGUGGAAUACUAUGGAAGCCCAGUUAGCUUGAAGAGCAUCGCUCAAAUUAGCACUCCUGAUGCCAGUUCUCUUUUGGUACAGCCAUAUGACAAAUCAAGCUUGAAGGCUAUAGAGAAAGCCAUAGUUAGCUCUGAUCUUGGUAUGACUCCAAAUAAUGAUGGAGAAUUGAUACGACUGAGCAUCCCACAGUUGACAUCUGAUAGGAGGAAGGAACUAUCAAAGAUAGUGGCUAAACAAGCUGAAGAAGGGAAGGUGGCUUUGAGGAAUAUAAGAAGAGAUGCAUUAAAAGCUUAUGAUAAACUUGAGAAGGAGAAAAAGCUCUCCGAAGAUAAUGUGAAGGAUUUGUCAAGUGAUUUGCAGAAGCUGACAGAUGAGUAUAUGAAGAAAGUUGACACCAUCUUCAAACAGAAAGAAAAGGAAUUGCUCACAGUUUGAUGCUUUGUUGCAAAAAGUAAAUGCUGAGUUCUAUCUAAAGAAGGUCAAAUUUUGUGCCUACUUUGCUCCAGGGUUGGAUGAUUAAUGCGCAUGUUCAUUGGUUAUACAGAAGACAAACUUUUGAAUUAAAUAGAUGUUUUUCAAAUUGGAAAGGUGAGUUCAUGUCUGUAAAUUGGAUUUAUUUCACGUAAUUCUUCAUUGAAAUUAGACCCUCACCGAACCAUUGUUGUCAAACUCUUGAGGCUAUGGUAGACUCUUACAAGUUUAUGAUUCUAGGUAUAAAAAUCAAGUUAGCUGACUGUCAGACUCA
Molecule: messenger RNA, 1204 nt
Organism: Glycine soja
Lineage: Eukaryota; Viridiplantae; Streptophyta; Magnoliopsida; Fabales; Fabaceae
Product: ribosome-recycling factor, chloroplastic-like
Exons: 9
Coding region: 109-894 (261 amino acids)
Biological process (GO): plastid translation
Cellular component (GO): chloroplast
Molecular function (GO): ribosomal large subunit binding
Source: RefSeq, a predicted model, not a curated record